This is a messenger RNA of Hippocampus zosterae (dwarf seahorse), 2267 nucleotides long. RefSeq names its product retinoblastoma binding protein 5 (gene rbbp5). Gene Ontology annotation, molecular function: protein binding. Bases 258 to 1940 code for a protein of 560 amino acids. The transcript has 16 exons. Gene Ontology annotation, cellular component: Set1C/COMPASS complex. Lineage: Eukaryota; Metazoa; Chordata; Actinopteri; Syngnathiformes; Syngnathidae. The record is from RefSeq and is a predicted model, not a curated record.
UGUUUUGGGUCUUUUAUAGUGUCUUCGGAAAAACAUCAAGAAGAAUUAAAAUACGACAACAAUUAUGAGGAGUGAUUCAUUACGAUCGUGUCCUCUGAUCACCAGUUGGAAGGCAUGUUCUUGGUCACAUUGUUUGGGGUCCUUGCUGAAGACUCGGCGGGUCUCCCGGGUCGAAAGGAAAAAUACGAUAAAAAACGAAAGGAAAUAGUUGCUGAAAUCAACUUAUUGGAUAUCGUCGGACCGUUAAUCGGCCUACCAUGAAUCUUGAACUCCUGGAAUCUUUUGGGCAGAACUAUCCUGAGGAGGCAGAUGGAACGCUGGACUGCAUCAGCAUGGCCCUCACCUGCACCUUCAACCGCUGGGGGACCCUACUGGCGGUGGGCUGCAACGACGGACGUAUUGUCAUCUGGGACUUCCUGACACGCGGCAUUGCCAAAAUCAUCAGUGCACACAUACACCCCGUCUGCUCCUUAUGUUGGAGUCGAGACGGCCACAAACUGGUUAGCGCGUCCACAGACAACAUCGUGUCACAGUGGGAUGUGCUGACGGGCGACUGCGACCAACGCUUCCGCUUCCCCUCGCCUAUCCUCAAGCUACAGUGCCACCCCAGAGACAUGGACAAAGUGCUGGUGUGUCCCAUGAAGUCGGCGCCAGUGCUGCUCACCCUGUCUGACUCCAAACACGUGGUCCUGCCUGUGGACGAUGACUCGGACCUGAACGUGGUGGCGGCCUUUGACAGGCGGGGCGAGUACAUCUACACCGGCAAUGCCAAAGGAAAGAUUCUGGUGUUGAACACAGACACUCAGGACCUGGUGGCGUCGUUCCGAGUCACCACUGGCACCAGCAACACCACCGCCAUUAAGUCCAUCGAAUUUGCACGCAAGGGCAGUUGCUUCCUCAUCAACACAGCGGACCGCAUCAUCCGGGUUUACGACGGCAGGGAGAUUCUGACCUGCGGCCGUGACGGCGAGCCGGAACCCAUGCAGAAGCUCCAAGACUUGGUCAACAGGACUCCGUGGAAACGCUGCUGCUUCUCCGGGGACGGCGAGUACAUCGUUGCUGGCUCAGCCCGGCAACAUGCCCUCUACAUCUGGGAGAAGAGCAUCGGCAACCUGGUGAAGAUCCUGCACGGCACGCGAGGCGAACUGUUGCUGGACGUGGCCUGGCAUCCCGUGCGCCCCAUCAUCGCCUCCAUCUCAAGUGGAGUGGUGUCUAUCUGGGCCCAAAACCAAGUGGAAAAUUGGAGCGCUUUUGCUCCAGACUUCAAAGAGCUGGAUGAAAACGUCGAGUAUGAGGAGCGAGAAUCUGAAUUUGAUAUUGAGGAUGAGGACAAGAGUGAACCCGAGCAGACAGGUGCGGACGCAGCCGAGGACGAGGAGGUGGACGUCACAACGGUGGACCCCAUCGUGGCUUUUUGCAGCAGCGAUGAGGAGCUGGAGGAUUACAAGGCUCUGUUGUACCUUCCCAUCGCCCCCGAGGUGGAGGACCCUGAGGAGAACCCCUUCGGCCCUCCACCGGACUCCACGCCUCAGGCAGGGGCCGCCGAGGAAGUGCAGGCGGGCAGUGACAAGAAACAGCGGCCGCCGUCCUCCGACGGAGCCCCGGCCAAGAAGAAGGCACGCACUACCAACAUCGAACUCCAGGGGGUGCCAGUUGAUGAGGUGCAUCCCCUGCUGGGCGUGAAGGGCGAUGGCAAGUCGAAGAAGAAGGCAGCGGGCCGGCCCAAAGGCUCCAAAGGUAAAGACAAAGACUUCCCCUUCAGACCCAAGCCCUACAGGGGGGGCGAGCGGCCGUCCUUCGCCAUGGACGUCCUGGGGAGCUCGGGCCCGGGAGGAGGCGGAGGAGGAGGAGGAGGAGGGAUGAAGGGCAGGGCAGAGGGGGGCCUGGCCACAGACAACAAAGGAUACAUUGGAAACAACAACAACCCAAGAAUACUGUAGGGACGCUGGUGACGCAGACAUACAAGCAGCACGACAUAGGAGGAAUGGACUGAAGCGACAAAAUAAAUAGAAGCACACAAUUCCUCUGUCAUGUGCAGACUGCGAAGAAAAUGCGCUCUUUCCAUGCCAGUCAUAAACCAACACCCACACCUUGGUCGGGACCACCAACAGGAGAGAUCACAUCCUCUGUUCUUUUUGACUUGUAUAGAAUUGUGUCAUCAGUGUGUGUGUGCGGGUGUGUGUGUGUGUGUGUGUGUGUGCGCGUGUGUGUGUGCGCGCGCGCGCUAGUUUUUAUACAUAUUAAAACAUUUUGGAAUUAAUGUCAAA